AUGGCAAAGCACUAUGGCUGUGCGAGGUUGAAGGCCCAAGGUGUUGUGCGCCAUCCCGACGACGCCGUCCCCGUGCUUCACUCGAAGAGAUCGUUGACGACGAACCCCCGUAUUCCCUGGUUCCAGAUGAUUAAUGGCUUCUUGAUUCCGACAGUGGGCUUUUACUGCGGCCCGGAUGGUAACAUGCGCACCCAUUAUCUCGGUAACCCGCCGUUCGUCGAGGGUCCGAUUCCGCCUUUGCCUCGCUCCGCGCGCUUUCAGCUCGCAGACGCUGCGUCUACGGCUUGUCCUGUUCCUCCAACUGCGACAUCGCCCGUCCUCGACAAGCCUGGUCAUUCUUCAACAUCAACUAGUUCGCCCACAACAACGUCAGCAGGCACCAACGCCCCUCCAAACGCCACAGAGCCAGCUCCGAUCACAACCGAGAUACGGUCUGCGACCUCUCAGGGUGCGCCUCCUCAGCCGACCUCAGCAUACUCCUCGAAGGACGUUUCAACGUCAGCGCGGAUGACGUGGUCGAUGUCAUUGAUGCAGAUCUAG
This is a messenger RNA of Cyphellophora attinorum, 540 nucleotides long. RefSeq lists its product as uncharacterized. The transcript has 2 exons. Lineage: Eukaryota; Fungi; Ascomycota; Eurotiomycetes; Chaetothyriales; Cyphellophoraceae. Bases 1 to 540 code for a protein of 179 amino acids. The record is from RefSeq and is a predicted model, not a curated record.